GUGAAUGUAACCCAAUUUAGGAAAAUUUUUAUUCCUGAGUCAGGGUUGUUUGUAUUGUACUUCCGGUGUCAGAGCUCGCUCGUCUUCGCAGCGGAAGUCAACGGCGAGAAGUUACGAAGAAAAGCAUCACAAAAAACACCUAAAAUUACAUUUAAAGCAUGUCCCAUACCAUCCUGCUAGUGCAGCCUACCAAGAGGCCGGAAGGAAGAACAUAUGCUGACUAUGAAUCGGUCAACGAGUGCAUGGAAGGCGUGUGCAAGAUGUACGAGGAGCAUUUAAAGAGGAUGAACCCCAACAGCCCAUCCAUAACGUACGACAUCAGCCAGCUGUUUGACUUCAUCGACGACCUGGCUGACCUCAGCUGCCUGGUGUAUCGUGCCGACACCCAGACGUACCAGCCAUACAACAAAGACUGGAUCAAAGAGAAGAUCUACGUGCUGCUUCGUCGGCAGGCCCAGCAGGCAGCGAACUGAAGGGGGCGCUGUGUUUUUUUCCCCAGCUGUUUUGUCUGUGUGUGUGUGUGUUUUUUUCCCCCAGUUGAAAGUAUUUUUAUUGUAGGUUGACUUAUAAAUAAAGAUUUGCUUUAAAUGGCAAACAAGUCUUUGUUUUUGAUCCCUGGAUGUUGGUUUGUUCAUUUUGAAGAUGACGUAAAGUUCCAACAAAUGUAAUUUUUUUUUUCAAAAGUAAUUUUUGUUGUAUUGUUUUUUUUUUGUGU
This is a messenger RNA of Doryrhamphus excisus (bluestripe pipefish), 715 nucleotides long. RefSeq names its product enhancer of rudimentary homolog. Lineage: Eukaryota; Metazoa; Chordata; Actinopteri; Syngnathiformes; Syngnathidae. The record is from RefSeq and is a predicted model, not a curated record.